Molecule: messenger RNA, 1695 nt
Organism: Chaetomium fimeti
Lineage: Eukaryota; Fungi; Ascomycota; Sordariomycetes; Sordariales; Chaetomiaceae
Product: major facilitator superfamily domain-containing protein
Exons: 8
Coding region: 1-1560 (519 amino acids)
Biological process (GO): transmembrane transport
Cellular component (GO): plasma membrane
Molecular function (GO): transmembrane transporter activity
Source: RefSeq, a predicted model, not a curated record
AUGUCGGAAAACGAGCCCGCCUCCCGCUCUGACAAUAUCGGCGCCCAGUCUUCGCACCUAUCCGGCCUCGCUCUCUCCCUCUGCAUAUUCGCCCUGUGCAUCGCCACCCUGUGCGUCGCCUUGGAUAACACUAUCAUCGCAACCGCCAUCCCUCGAAUUACGGACGAGUUUCACAGUCUCACAGAUGUGGGAUGGUAUGGGUCUUCAUUUCAACUCCCCUUUGGCAAGCUCUAUAAGGUCUUCAACCCGAAAUGGGUUUUCCUCGUGGCCUUGUUAACUUUCGAGGUCGGCUCUGUCAUCUGUGGUGCUGCACCGACCUCGAUGGCAUUGAUCAUAGGCCGAGCCAUCGCUGGUGUAGGAUCCGCGGGUGUCUUCAGCGGCUCGCUGGUCAUUAUCGCACACUCCACACCCAUAGAGAAGAGGCCGAUCUACACCAGCAUCGUUGGUGGCAUGUUUGGCAUUGCUUCCGUUGUGGGGCCCCUCCUUGGAGGUGCAUUCACCGAUCACGUAACCUGGAGGUGGUGCUUUUACAUUAAUCUUCCAAUUGGCGCUGUGACGGCGGUGGUUCUUCUCUAUUUCCUACGUCUAAAUGCUGGCGGCAAUCCUCUAAGGAUACAAAGCGCCGGGAGGUUCCUAUGGAGCCUUGACCCUCUCGGUCUCUCCCUGUUCGUGGGCGCUAUCACGUGUUGUCUCAUCGCUUUGGAGUCUUGGGGUAGUGGACGAAUAAUUGCACUAUUUGUAGUGUUCCCCCUCGCACUCAUCAGCUUCGUUAUUGUCCAGUGGUGGCUUGGGGAGAAUGCGACUAUCCCCCCCCGUGUCGGGCUUCAGCGGACGAUUUGGUCCUCUAGUCUUUUCACCUUCUGUCUGUCUUCUGGCUUCUUCAUUCUAAUCUACUUUCUCCCUAUCUAUUUCCAAGCUGUAACGGGCAGGACAGCGCUCGACUCGGGCAUCGCCAGCAUCCCCCUCAUUCUCUCCAACGUACUGGGCCUCAUCCUAGUCGGCGGCCUGGUCAGCACAUUCGGCUUCUACAUACCCUUUGUCUAUGCCUGUAUUGUCUGUAUCUGCGUCGCGGCGGGUCUCAUCACGACACUAGCUGUCGAUACUACUAUAGGUCAAUGGAUCGGCUACCAGAUCUUAUACGGCUUCGGAGUCGGCUGUGCCUACCAGCUGCCGCAGAUCGCCGCCCAGACAGUGCUCCCUCUAAACGAUGUCCCAACCGGCCUCGCCAUUACCAUCUUCUUCCAGAACUUCGGCCCGGCCGUGCUUCUCAGUGCGGGAAACAAUGUGCUUAACGAAGGGCUCCUACGCUACAUUUCCGAGCUCGACCUCCCUAGGGUUAACGCUCUCGCUGUGUCCCGUGCGGGUGCCCUUGCCUUCCGAGAACUCGUACCUGAAGAAUACCUCGGUGCCAUCAUUGGGGCGUAUAAUGAGGCGUUGCAGGACACCUUCCGAGUCGCGCUGAUUAUGUCGUGCUUAACCGUCAUUGGUGCCGCCUUUAUGGAGUGGAAAAGCGUGAAGACGGCAAAGGGGGGGGGGAGGUCAGCCAUUGCUAUAGCCUAAUGGGGUAACUAUAAUAAGAUUCCAAUAGCUAAUUAGUGAUUUCUGUCUGUCUGUUUGUCUGAGGAUGGAAUGCGGUGCUUAUGCGGAUUUUAACGCUGACCAGCUUUAGGAAGUCCUUCUAGAGGUGGGAUGUGA